Molecule: messenger RNA, 1867 nt
Organism: Eubalaena glacialis (North Atlantic right whale)
Lineage: Eukaryota; Metazoa; Chordata; Mammalia; Artiodactyla; Balaenidae
Gene: OGFR
Product: opioid growth factor receptor
Exons: 8
Coding region: 24-1847 (607 amino acids)
Cellular component (GO): membrane
Molecular function (GO): opioid growth factor receptor activity
Source: RefSeq, a predicted model, not a curated record
GCGGGUCCCGCCGCCGCUGGAGUAUGGAGGACCCGGACUGCGACUCGACCUGGGAGGAGGACGAGGAGGAGGACGGCGAGGGCCCGGGGGCCGGGGCCGACGAGGAUGGCGAGGCCGGCGCUCCGGGGGACGUGGAGGCCGAGGCGGACCCGCGGCCCAGCGCGUUCCAGCUCAAGGUGACAGGGUCCCGAAACUGGCGAGCAGUGCGGGACACACGCAGGUACCGGCACCACUACCCGGAUUUGGUGGAAGAAGAUGGCAAUGGUGACAUGCCCAACCUGAGUUUCUACAAAAACGAGAUUCGGUUCCUGCCUAACGGCUGUUUCAUUGAGGACAUUCUUCAGAACUGGAAGGAAGAGUACGACCUCCUGGAGGACAAUCACUCCUACAUCCAGUGGCUGUUUCCCCUGCGGGAGCCAGGAGUAAACUGUCACGCCAAGCCCCUCACGCUCCAAGAGGUCGAGGCGUUUAAAAGCUCCACAGAGGUCAGGAAGCGGUUGGUCCAGGCCUACGAGCUCAUGCUGGGCUUCUUCGGAAUCCAGCUCAAGGACCGAGACACGGGCCGGGUGUGCCGAGCACAGAACUACCAGAAGCGCUUCCAGAACCUCAACUGGCACAGCCACAACAACCUCCGCAUCACCCGCAUCCUCAAGUCUCUGGGGGAGCUGGGCCUGGAGCACUACCAGGCGCCCCUGGCCCGCUUCUUCCUGGAGGAGACGCUGGUGCGCCGGCAGCUGCCGGGCGUCCGGCACAGCGCCCUGGAUUACUUUGUGUUCACCGUGCGGUGCCGGCACCAGCGCCGUGAGCUGCUGUACUUCGCCUGGGAGCACUUCCGGCCCCGCUACAGGUUCGUCUGGGGGCCCCACGACAAGCUGCAGAAGUUCAGGCCGUGCUCUCCUCCCUGCUCGCCCCGGCCGGCCCGCCCAAGGCAGGCCGAUGGGGAGGAGAGCCCUGGGGACCCCCUCCUUGAGGCCGGAGCCCAGGGGCAGACCUGCGGGCCAGGGAGGCAUGAGGAGGGGGACCCGGUGGCCCAGGGUCCCCAGCCUCCCGGCACAGAGCCCCAGGAAGCUGGAGCCUUGGAGAAGGACCAGGGAGAUGAGGCCGGCGAGGAGCAGGGACCAGAGUCUCCAAACCCCAAGGAGAGCAAGAAGAGGAAGUUGGAGGCGAAUCUGCGGGAGCGGGCCCCAGGGGAGCCGGGCCCGAGCGCCUCGGAGGUGGAGAAGAUCGCCCUGAACUUGGAGGGCUGUGCCCUCAGCCAGGGCAGUCUCGGGGCGGAGACCCAGGAAGUGGGCAGCCAAGCCCCGGAGGAAGCCGAGCAGCCCUGCCCCCAGCCCCUGGAGGCCAAGGUGGCGGAUGAGGGUGCCCAGUGGCUGAAGAGGGUGAAAAUGGGGUCAAAGAAGAAGCAGGUGGCCAGGCAGGGCCGGAUCAGGGUGCCCCCGGGAGCCCAGCCACUGCAGGACCCGAGGUGGAUGAGAGGGCUGAGAGGGCAGAGCCCACGGAGGCAGGGCCCUCUGUCCAGCCCGGAGAGCCUUAGGGAAGGGGACGCCCGGGGCCCUGCCCUGCCCUGCCGCAGGCCUGGGAGCCAUGUCGCCAGCUGUUCUCAGCGCCCAGCUCUGUGGGCCUCUCCCUGCUGGUCACUGCAGCCACUACUGCAACUGCUGGAAGGGCAGGUCCCGCCCUUAGGGGAGGCCAGGGCUUCAGCAUCCUUCUUUCCUCGACCUCACUUCCCGCCUCUUUCGUCCUCUGUGCCGCUGCCCGCCCCCCACCUCUGUAACUUGGCUCCUCAUGGCCUGGGGGGUGUGGGAGGGCGGAUCAUUUUCUUAGUCUGGUGCAGAGGCCUUUUCUGAAUAAACUCAUUUGACUUUGA